AUGUCCUCCCAAAACACAGCUGUUACUGACGGUUUCACACCUCUGGCGGUGGCAUUACAACAGGGUCAUGAUCGUGUGGUAAACCUCCUGCUGGAAAAAGAUUCUCGUGGUAAAUGCCGCCUGCCUGCUUUACACAUUGCCGCCAAGAAAAAUGAUGUACAUGCUGCCAACUUGCUGCUGAACAAUACUGAGAUAAAUGUGGAUCACGCAUCAGCUAGUGGAUUUACGGCCCUGCAUAUUGCUGCGCAUUAUGGAAACGUGAAUAUAACAAAACUUUUGAUAGAAAGAAAUGCAAAUGUAAACUAUCAGGCAAAAAAUUAUAUAACACCAUUACAUGUAGCUGCUAAAUGGGGCAAAAAAGAAGUGGUUAACGAAUUGAUUCAAGCUGAUGCCGAGGUAAAUGCUCAAACUCGUGAUGGUCUAACACCUUUACACUGUGCGGCUCGUGCAGGUCAAACUGAUAGCGCAGAGUGCUUACUCAAACAUGGAGCAAAUUUAUGUUUGAAAACAAAGAACGAUUUAACUCCGUUGCACAUGGCUGCCCAAGGCGAUCAUGAACAAGUUGCUUGUUUGUUACUGCAGAAUGGAUCGAAUCCAGAUGACAUUACUAUCGACUACCUUACACCCUUACAUGUUGCAGCUCAUUGUGGGAGUCUGCAAGUGGCACGCACAUUACUGAAUUCGCACUGUAAUGUAAAUGCAAGAGCUUUGAAUGGUUUUACUGCACUUCACAUCGCUUGCAAAAAGUCGCGAGUAGAAAUGGCCUCAUUACUGCUAAAAUAUGGGGCUCUGCUAGGAGCUGCAACAGAGACUGGACUCACCCCAUUACACGUUUCUUCAUUUGUUGGAUGCAUACACAUUGUUUCUCUUCUUCUACAACGUGGUACGAACGUAAACCAAACAACUUUGCGCAACGAGACUGCACUUCAUUUGGCGGCAAGAAAUCGACAGGUUGAGGCACUGAAAGUACUUCUCGGGUAUCAGGCAAACUUAGACUAUCGUACAAGAGAUAACCAAACGGCGUUGCAUAAGUUAGUAGAACAUGGAGCUGAUCCAGAAAUGAAAACAAAGAAAGGAUUUACACCCUUACACUUAUCGGCGAAAAGUGGUUCAAUCAAAAUUACCGAACUAUUGCUGCAUAAGGCUAAAUCUGAUCCAAAUGCGACUGCUCGUAAUGGUUUUACGCCUGUGCACGUAGCGGCUUACUAUAAUAACAAGGAUGUAUUGAGCAAGCUGAUAGAAUGUGGGGGAGAUGUUAAUCGACCUGCUCGAAAUGGAUUUACACCACUCCAUUUAGCUGUUAAACGAAAUCAUUUAGACUCCGUUAUUUUGUUAGCAUCUAAAGGAGCUGCAGUUGGAAGAGGUUCAAGAAGUGGAUAUACUCCACUUCAUUUAGCGUCACAAGAUGGUCAAAUGGAGAUAAUCAAACAUCUUGUUGAAGAAUACAAAGCUGAGGUAAACUGUGCAGCUAAGGAUGGACUCACGCCAUUACAUUUGGCAGUACAGGAAGAUAAACCGUACACAUUCGGAUCAACUCCACUACAUUUGGCGGCACAACAGGGUCACCUUCAACUAGCUUUGAAAUUAAUUCAAAUGGGGGCAGAUCGAAACGCUCGAAAUAAGCAGGGAUGGACAGCAGCACAGUUGGCACAAAACAACAUUAUCUUAAUCUGUCUUGACUGGUCUUUACCGAAUGCAAAUUGGACGAAUGGUGAUGGUCACAUCGAUAGUGACUUGAAUUUACCCAAUGGCUCAAUAGAAUUAGAAAAAGAAGAACAUAUGACAGACCACAUAACUUCAGAUAGUGAAGAUGAAGGCGGAGACAGUGAUUUAACAGCGAUUCCAGGCACGCCAAUGCUGGAUGCUAAACCUAUUUCAGUUCGUCCGAAAACAUUGCACAUUCCUGAACAUCUUACAGCUGUGUCAAGAGAUAAUACCGUUCAUUCUAGUCUUCAUGAUGGCUUGAUAGAGGAACGUGUCAAACCAGUUAUCAAUGAAAAAAUCCACCAAGUAGUUGCAUCACAACAGCUGGCUAAACUACCAGUGACUACGCCUUCACCUGCUGCUCUUUCAGAGUGGGAUUUUGAUGUCGACAACGUUCAGUCAACAAGAAAGCCAGUUAAAUCAGGGUUCCUCAUAUCUUUUCUCGUUGAUGCUCGUGGUUGUCUAGUUGAAGCUCAGAGGAGACCUGACUUGAGAUUUCUUGUACCACCCAAUGCACCUACUGGGCCAUUGCGCAUAAUAUGCCGUCUACUGCGUCCACAGACUAUAAGUAAUCCCCCAAGUUUUAAUGAUGGUGACUGCUUAGCUUGCCGGAUUAUUGAAAUGAAUCCUUAUCACAUGCGUUUCACUUUGCCUAUUCUUAUUGAAGUGCCUCACAUAGCAUCAGUUAGAGGAAGAGAACGUGAAAUUGUAAUCAUUCGAAGUGAGACAGGAAACUCAUGGAAAGAGCAUACACUGGAAGCAACUGAGCAAGCUAUCCACGAUGCAUUAGGUGAUGCGUUUGAUCUCUCUGACUUGAACAGCUCAGUUCUCACGAAGCGUGUCCAUCGAAUUUUGACCUAUGACUUUCCUCAAUAUUUCGCUUUACUUUCAAGAUUUCGUCAGGAAGUAGCUUACAUAGGUUCAGAUGGUGGACUGAUUAGUUCAACUGUGGUACCACAAGUUCAAGCAGUAUUUCCACCUGGAUCACUACAGAAAAGGAUUAAAGUUGGCCUGCAAGCCCAACCUGUUCCUGCUGAUGUCGUAAAUCGAUUAACGGUAGGCCGCGUUUCCGUAUCUGCUGUCGUAAGCAUUGAACCAAGGCGACGCAAGUUUCACAAACCUAUCACACUGACAAUGCCAGUUCCAUGUUCUCUGACCAAAGUAAAUUCAGAUGCGAUAGGCACUACCUCUAAGAUUCGACUUCUGUGUAGUCUGUCUGGUGGAGAAAACCCACCAGUAUGGGAGGAUAUAACUGGCUCAACACCGAUGACAAUUCAUAAAGACUGUGUUUCCUUUACUACAACAGUUUCAGCGAGAUUAUGGUUGAUUGACUGUCCAGCUGGUAUGCCAGUAACGGAUCUCGCAACUCGAAUUUACAAUGAAAGUACUGAGCCCCAAUCUUGGGCAGAUUCAUCGUCUAUGCGCGCCAAGAUUCAGUCAAGACAUUCUUCUAAUGUACAAGACCUGAGUAGAAACAUCUCACGUAUUAGGCGUUCAGCAACCGAAUUUGCUCAGAUUAGAUGUUUGUGUCUAACGGAUGAUACUGAAGAUAAAACUUUGGAAUGUUUGGAAAAUUACUAUCAAAUCGCAACUGGACCAUUUGUAGAGAUCCAACAAAACAAGCCUAUCUGGAUUGAAAUGAUUGGAAACUUAGUGCCAGUAUUAAAAUCUGGGGAACAGUUGAAAUUUAUCAUCCGACCAUUUUAUGAGAAUCGAAUCACAUUCCCUGUUCGUCUGCGAGAGGUACCAGAUCGAGAACUGAAUUUAAAUAUGAUCACUGGGAAAAUCGCAUUUAUGCGUGAAUCACGUACCGUUCAAACCACUGAAGAUUCGGCUAACAUCCAAACUCAGCGUCCAAUUACCGUACUGGAAUUUAAACUACCUAGCCCAGAUCAAGCAAUGAUGUUAUCUACUAGAGUGAAGAAAAAAAGAACACCUGUUCAGCAUCAAUUGUAUGUGCAUACACUUAUGCUUAUAAACAUAACAUAUAUCACAGCACAAUAA
Messenger RNA from Heterobilharzia americana, 3708 nucleotides. NCBI's taxonomy places the organism in Eukaryota, Metazoa, Platyhelminthes, Trematoda, Strigeidida, Schistosomatidae. The record is from the annotation of a GenBank genome assembly.